AUGGGAAGACGCUCACGUUCGCCAUCUCCCUGGCGGAAAGGCAGUGAUAGCCGCCAUCGUUCGGAGAGAGAUCGUGAAACAUACACGACAAGAGUUAGUGACAGCAUGAAAUAUGCGGACGAUCGUAACGACUCGAGAUACAAACGACGCAGAACCCCGAGUCCUAGUGAUAUUGACUCAGAACGUAGGGGAAAAGAUGAGAGUAUGGGCAGGGAUACAGAUAAGAAGGAGAAAAGGCGAAAGCGCGACAAAUCAGAGGAGCGGAAAGCAAGGAAGGCGGAAAAGAGGAGAAUAAAAGAGGAAGAGGAGGCUCGCCAAGUCGCCGAGCUCAGUGUAUACAGCGCGACGGACAAUCCUUUCCAUGACGUCAAUCUUGGACAACAAUUCCGCUGGCACAAGAAGAACGAGAAGGAGAGGAAACAAGGGCUCUCGUUAGCUGACUCGCAGCGGAGAGACGCUGCUAGGAGACAGGAGGCGAAGGAAGAAUUGGAGAGGCUCAACCGUCGCCGUGCUGAACGAGAGGCUGAACUCCGGCUCCGGGAAGAGGAAGAACUGAGGAUGUCAAGGCUUCAGGAAUCUGCUCAAAUGUCGGAAUGGCUAUCGAAAGAUGGUGAUUUCCAGUUGGAGCAGGAGCGUCGAAGGGCAGCCAUUCGAAUCAGGGAGAAGCGUGCCAAAGCCAUCGACUUUCUUGCUCUAAAUCUCAAAUAUGUCAACCCUUCAAGUCAAGAUGACGAGGAGGCUGAACAUGAAGAUGCUGGUCUUGAAAUCGACCUAGAUGAGCCAUACAACAUCUUUGACAGCUUAUCAGCAGAGCAAACUUAUGAACUCCAUGACGACGUGGAGCGUUACUUGGCUCUUGAGGACUCUGAAACAAAUCUUGACUUUUGGACGAACAUGAUGGUUGUGUGCAAGGACCGCCUCGAGCGAAUUCAGGCAAAUGAGCGAAUGGGAGUUGAAGCGGCUGCCGCGGUAGAAGCUGACAUUACUGCUUUACUGUCAGGGAAGUGCUACGACGAUCUAGUUGGGCUUCAACGUAAAGUUCAAGAAAAAUUGUCAAGUGGAGAACCCUUGGAUACUGAUUACUGGGAAAGUUUGCUGAAAAAACUAUUGGUUUGGAAGGCGAAGGCCAAAUUGAAAGCUCUACAUGAGGUUGUCGUUCGCAACAGACUGGAACAACUUCGCAAACGUCAACGCGACGAGGCAUUCCAGGCCCAAGAAGAGCUGCUGGCUGGUGUUGCGAAAGCCGCGUCCACGAGGUCAAAUGCUCCUCUGGACGUAAUUGUCGAUGUAGAAAUGAGCGAUGAAAUUGUUGAGGACAUGGAGCCCUACGAUCGCGCGAUGAGUCCAAGUCUGUUGGACAUCACUAAAUUAUCUUCUGAUGAUCGUCAAAUCGACAUCAUACUGGAGGAGGACGAUCGCCGUAAUUUGUAUCAACAACGUCGCACAGUCGCCGCUUCCAGGUUUGUUCCGAAGGCUGCACAACCUGCAGCAACAGAAGUCGAAACCGAAGAAGCAUCUAGCGGCGCAGAUCUCGCCUCUGAGGCUUUGUACAGGGCUGAGGCAGAGAAAGAUCUCGACGAGGAGGAAGAACUUUUUAAUCUGGAGGAGAACAUCGUUAAUCCAACCACAUACAACUGGGAAGACAAAUAUCGGCCACGCAAGCCGAGAUACUUCAAUCGCGUCCAUACGGGCUACGAGUGGAACAAAUAUAACCAGACGCAUUACGACACCGACAAUCCCCCUCCCAAGGUAGUUCAGGGAUAUAAAUUCAACAUAUUUUAUCCGGACCUCAUCGACAAGUCGAAAGCUCCAACAUACAAAAUCGUCAAAGAGGCAGGAAACGAUGAAACCGUACUUCUCCACUUCAGUGCUGGCCCGCCUUACGAAGACAUUGCUUUUCGAAUCGUCAAUCGAGAAUGGGAGUUCUCACACAAACGCGGAUUCCGGAGCAGCUUCGAUCGUGGCUGUCUAUCUCUGUGGUUUAACUUUCGUCGUAAUGUCAGUAAAAUCGCUUUCACGAUCAAUAUGCCCAUUGAUAGCUUGACAGUUUUAUCGCAAAUGAUCUGUUUAUCCUGUUUUACGCGUCGUGGGCGGUGGUCUCUAUCGCUCCUUUUCCCGAUCUCACGACUGCGAUGA
Laccaria bicolor S238N-H82 is the source of this 2136-nucleotide messenger RNA. RefSeq lists its product as uncharacterized. The transcript has 9 exons. NCBI's taxonomy places the organism in Eukaryota, Fungi, Basidiomycota, Agaricomycetes, Agaricales, Hydnangiaceae. Gene Ontology annotation, cellular component: cytoplasm; spliceosomal complex. Bases 1 to 2136 code for a protein of 711 amino acids. The record is from RefSeq and is a predicted model, not a curated record. Gene Ontology annotation, molecular function: protein binding. Gene Ontology annotation, biological process: mRNA cis splicing, via spliceosome.